GUUGGUUCUCGGCGGUUCUGUCGUUCAAGAACCGACGCUCUCCUUGUUCUUGUGGCCUGAGGUUGGCGUGGUUGGAUCAUUCGUCGUGCGAUACCAACACUAACGACGAUCGGUGCUGGCGACGCUUGCUGGCCCCUGGACCCCGUUCGACCACUUCACUCGAUAUCCGCUUGCAGCUGCGUUGACAGCUGCGUAGCGUCACGUCCUCUGCAAGAUGGAGACUACGCUCUUUCCUGUAACAGCAUUACCGACGUGUGUCACGAAUUGCGGUAGUUUAUACGACGUCAAUGGCGCCUGCGUCCCGCCGGCCACGACGACGGCCGCUGAAAGUGUUUACGCUAGCUGCUUUUGCAACAAUCCUAAACUCGCACCAUUCAAGACGGGCACCACCGGAGUGUGCGAUAACGCCUGUGCCGCAACCACCGACCUGGGAAGCAUCCAAAGCUGGUUCACGAGUUUCUGCAACAACAUCGCUGCUGUUGCGGUCGACACCACGACAGUCACAUCCUCGACGUCAUUGGCACAAGCGGGCUCGAGUAACAAUGGGGGCGGCGGCGGGACAUGGAUUGAUACCCACUACCAGUGGGUGAUCUUUCUCGUCAUCAUGAUCGUCGGCAUCGUCGGCAUCUGGGUCGGCGCCUGCAUUUGGCGCCGGCGCUACCUCCGCAAGAAGGACCGCGGGUACGCCCUCGGCACCAACCUGGCGCGCACCACGGCAUUCGGCCCCGCCGUACCCAACGCCAGCAGCGCCGGGUCGGUGCACGCGUCCCAGCCGGGCGCGUUUCAACCCACCCCAGUCGGCGGCGCCGGCGUGUUUGCGGAGAAACCGCAGAAGGCGAAGAAGAAGUGGCUUGUCCGUGAGCGAACGUAGGACAAUCUACAGAAGGGGGUAUGAUCUCGGACUUCACGCACUAGACCUCGUAUAUAUCGGGCGGCCCCCUCCCUUCCUUUUUUGUUUACUGCAUGCAUACGUGGAUGGAUAUACGGGCCAAGGCUUAUCACCCUGCC
This is a messenger RNA of Thermothielavioides terrestris NRRL 8126, 1008 nucleotides long. RefSeq lists its product as uncharacterized. Bases 215 to 871 code for a protein of 218 amino acids. Lineage: Eukaryota; Fungi; Ascomycota; Sordariomycetes; Sordariales; Chaetomiaceae. The transcript is spliced from 3 exons. The record is from RefSeq and is a predicted model, not a curated record.